GUUUUAUUGGUUUUACUCGUCAGGCUUGCUUAUCGAGUAUUCCUUCGAUCUUGCACAACGAAAUGAUUUCUUCUAUAUCGAAAUUGGUACGAUUCCAAAACCUUUCACGAGUGGCGGUGAAAGCGAUUUCCUGCCAUACUGCGGUGUCGUCAAUUCACGCUCCUCUUCGUCGUUUUUCUUCCACGGCUCAACCCAGAGUCUCUCUUUCUUCUGGCAAUGAAGGCGAUUUUGUGUUUGCCCAGACCGCUUACAAAUUCGACGAAACCAUUGCGUCCUUCAAUGGUCCGGUGAACCACUACGACUCGCUCGUCAAGCGAGGUCUCAUAAUCGACGAUCCGUACCAAAGAGAAGUCGUUAAGAUCCUCCAGGGCAUCUACAACAACCUUCUCUCCUACUACUCCAACCCCGCCAAUCUCGCUUCUCCGUCCUCCACUCCCGCCCCCGCCCCCGCCAAAAAGUCCUCCGCCUGGAGCUGGUUCAAACGCGCGUCCUCCUCCGCGCCCCCCGCCACCGCCCUCAGCGCGGUGGAAGAGGUCAAGAACACGGGCACCAACUACGCAUUCACGUCCAGUCCCGCGGUUUCCGCCCCCCUCCAAACCUUCGCGGCCCCCAAGGGACUGUAUCUCUGGGGCGGCCCCGGCUGCGGGAAGACCUACCUAAUGGAUCUGCUGUACAACUCGCUGCAGACGGAGACCAUCCGCAAGGCCCGCGUCGACUUCCACUCGUUCAUGCUCGAAAUCCACAUGAAACUCCACCAGUUCCGGCAGAAAUACGGCGCGCGCAGCGAUCCGCUGCCCGACAUCGCGCGGAGCAUCGCCGAGCGGACGAACGUGCUGUUCUUCGACGAGUUCCAGGUCACCGACGUCGCCGAUGCCAUGAUGAUGAAACGCCUCUUCUCGAGCUUGUUCUCCAAUAACGUCACCGUCAUCUCCACGUCCAAUCGCGAGCCGGAUGAUCUGUAUCGCGAUGGUGUGCAGCGCGACCGUUUCAUCCCGUUUAUUUAUUUGCUGAAGGCGCAAUGCCCGGUGCUGCAUCUGAAUAGCGGGAAAGACUAUCGUUUUGGCGGUCGAAAAGAUUCGCGGACGUAUUUCUACCCGUUAACCGCGGAAAACGAAAAGUCCGUCAACGCCAUGUUCGACUUUGUCGCGGGAACCACCUCCUACAAAAGUGGAAACGUGGAAGUGGUGCAGGGGCGGCAGAUCUACGUGGGGAAGUACGCGAACGGGGUGUGCGAGUUCGACUUCGCGGAGCUGUGCAAGAAACCGACGGGCGCGAGCGACUACAUCAGUCUGUGCAGCCAGUUCCACACGAUGGUGCUGAAGAACAUCCCGGUGUUCACGAUGGACUCGCUGACGGAGCUGCGGCGCUUCAUCACGCUGGUGGACGAGCUGUAUCAGUACAAAGUGAAGCUGAUUUGCACCACGGAGGCGCCGCUGGUGAAGCUGUUCCAGCUGAAUCGAGAGUCGGCGUUGGACGAGGUGUUCGCGUGCGAUCGGACGCUGUCGCGAUUGGAGGAGAUGCAGAGCAAUCAUUAUCUGCAGACGCUGCAUUUCUUGCAGAAGCCGAAGCUGGAGACGGUGUGAGGAAGGGUGUGUGUUUGGGAUUGUUGUUUGAUGUGUUAUUUUU
Blastocystis hominis is the source of this 1626-nucleotide messenger RNA. RefSeq names its product AFG1-like ATPase. Lineage: Eukaryota; Bigyra; Opalinata; Blastocystidae. The transcript is spliced from 9 exons. Gene Ontology annotation, cellular component: cytoplasm; mitochondrion. The record is from RefSeq and is a predicted model, not a curated record. Gene Ontology annotation, molecular function: ATP binding; ATP hydrolysis activity. Bases 63 to 1583 code for a protein of 506 amino acids.